GAUCUAAAUAAUUAUUAAACACUGUAUCCCUGAAAGUUCUUCCAAUGUACCGACAUUUGUAACUCAGUUUUCUUACGGCCCAAGUCGAGAGAAGGCUCCAGACUGCUCUACAUCCUUCCGCCGCCGCCGCCGGUAUCUCUCUCUCUCUCUCCUUCUCACAUCUUCACUAUUUUCCCUUGGCCCCAUCUCCCGAUAGAAAAGCCCUAGCCUUGCCAGAAAGUCUUCUCGCUUGUAUAUUGAGACGAUUUCGAUUUUCCACUUCCUGGAAAUGGCGGCCGCUGUUCUACUCAGGUCUCUCCGCCGCCGCGACCUCCCCUCUGCUUCUCUGUCUGCCUACAAAUCACUGACUGGAAAUGGAAAACCAUCAUGGGCUACCUCGAAUUUGAGUCACAGAUGGGCAACACUGGCGAGACCAUUUAGCUCAAAGCCUGCUGGCAGUGAUGUUAUUGGUAUUGAUUUGGGUACUACGAACUCAUGUGUUGCAGUGAUGGAGGGCAAGACUCCCAAAGUGAUUGAAAAUUCCGAGGGAUCUCGCACCACACCGUCAGUGGUUGCAUUUAAUCAAAAAGGGGAGCUUCUUGUGGGCACGCCAGCCAAACGUCAAGCAGUAACCAAUCCAACAAAUACACUUUUUGGGACCAAGCGUCUCAUUGGCAGACGUUUUGAUGACCCCCAAACACAAAAAGAAAUGAAGAUGGUCCCCUACAAGAUAGUUAGAGCUCCAAAUGGAGAUGCUUGGCUUGAAGCCAACGGGCAGCAAUAUUCUCCGAGCCAGAUUGGAGCAUUCGUUCUUACCAAGAUGAAAGAAACUGCUGAGUCCUAUCUUGGGAAGACAAUCACAAAAGCUGUGAUCACUGUACCUGCUUAUUUCAAUGAUGCUCAGAGACAAGCAACAAAAGAUGCUGGUCGAAUUGCUGGCCUUGAUGUGCAGAGAAUCAUUAAUGAGCCAACUGCUGCUGCACUUUCCUACGGUUCGAACAAUAAGGAGGGUCUUAUAGCAGUUUUUGACCUUGGUGGUGGAACCUUUGAUGUUUCCAUACUAGAGAUAUCUAAUGGUGUCUUUGAGGUGAAAGCAACAAAUGGUGAUACAUUCUUGGGAGGAGAGGACUUUGAUAAUGCUCUGUUGGAGUUCUUAGUGAGUGAGUUUAAAAGGACUGAGGGCAUUGACUUGUCAAAAGACAGGCUUGCUCUCCAGAGGCUUCGGGAAGCUGCUGAGAAGGCUAAGAUUGAACUGUCGUCAACAUCGCAGACUGAAAUCAACUUGCCAUUUAUCACAGCUGAUGCUUCUGGUGCCAAGCACAUGAAUAUCACAUUGACCAGAUCAAAAUUUGAGACUCUGGUGAACCACUUAAUUGAGAAAACUAGGCAACCAUGCAAAAGUUGUUUGAAGGAUGCUGGUAUAACAACGAAGGAUGUGGAUGAGGUUCUUCUUGUAGGAGGGAUGACUCGUGUUCCAAAAGUGCAAGAAGUGGUUGCAGAAAUAUUCGGCAAGAGCCCAAGCAAAGGAGUAAACCCUGAUGAGGCAGUUGCCAUGGGAGCUGCCAUUCAGGGUGGUAUUCUUCGUGGAGAUGUUAAGGAGUUGUUGCUCUUGGAUGUUACUCCUCUCUCCCUUGGUAUUGAGACACUUGGUGGUAUCUUCACCAGAUUAAUCAAUAGAAAUACAACCAUUCCCACAAAGAAAAGCCAGGUGUUCUCAACAGCGGCUGACAACCAAACUCAGGUGGGUAUAAAAGUACUGCAAGGCGAGCGUGAGAUGGCAUCUGACAAUAAGCUCUUGGGUGAAUUUGAGCUCGUGGGCAUCCCACCGGCUCCAAGAGGUAUGCCUCAGAUAGAAGUGACGUUUGAUAUCGAUGCCAAUGGAAUUGUCACCGUCUCUGCAAAGGAUAAGACCACCGGAAAAGAACAGCAGAUUACCAUUCGUUCCUCUGGGGGUCUCUCAGACGGUGAAAUUGAGAAGAUGGUGAGGGAAGCUGAGAUGCAUGCUCAGAGGGACCAAGAAAGGAAGGCACUCAUUGAUCUCAGAAACAGCGCAGAUACCACCAUCUACAGUAUUGAGAAGAGCUUGAAUGAAUACAGGGACAAAGUCCCAGGUGAGGUGGUGUCGGAGAUUGAAUCUGCUGUUGCAGACUUGAGGAACGCAAUGGGGAAGGAUAACAUUGAUGAGAUUAAAGCCAAGCUCGAUGCUGCAAAUGCUGCAGUUUCAAAGAUUGGACAACACAUGUCAGGAGGAUCUGGUGGUGGUUCUGCAUCUGGAGGUUCUCAGGGGGGCGAUCAGGCUCCUGAAGCAGAAUACGAGGAGGUAAAGAAGUAGGGCUAGUAGUAACAAGUUUGAGAAACUGAUGAAACUUCAGUUUUUGUCCUUCCUUCCAUCUCACAGUCUUCUUUUUAGUAGUUUUGUAUCUAUAAUACCUGCAAGUGUAGUAGUUUCAACUCUUAUGUCCAUAAUGGUGAUAUGCAUGUGGGAAUCGUUUUCUUUCA
Diospyros lotus (date-plum) is the source of this 2478-nucleotide messenger RNA. RefSeq names its product heat shock 70 kDa protein, mitochondrial. Gene Ontology annotation, molecular function: ATP hydrolysis activity; heat shock protein binding; ATP binding. Gene Ontology annotation, cellular component: mitochondrion; cytoplasm. The transcript has 6 exons. Bases 269 to 2311 code for a protein of 680 amino acids. The record is from RefSeq and is a predicted model, not a curated record. Gene Ontology annotation, biological process: protein refolding; cellular response to unfolded protein. NCBI's taxonomy places the organism in Eukaryota, Viridiplantae, Streptophyta, Magnoliopsida, Ericales, Ebenaceae.